Molecule: messenger RNA, 460 nt
Organism: Oryzias melastigma (Indian medaka)
Lineage: Eukaryota; Metazoa; Chordata; Actinopteri; Beloniformes; Adrianichthyidae
Gene: mogat3a
Product: monoacylglycerol O-acyltransferase 3a
Biological process (GO): triglyceride biosynthetic process
Cellular component (GO): endoplasmic reticulum membrane
Molecular function (GO): diacylglycerol O-acyltransferase activity
Source: RefSeq, a predicted model, not a curated record
AUGGGAGUCAGGACUGUCGGUCUGUGGGCGGAGAGUCUGCUGGAACCGGAUCCGGUCUGUGGGACUCUGGCUGAAGCUCAGUGCUGUAUGGCUGCCUUCAUUCUGCUGCUGGUCUCUGAUUGGUGGACUGUGUCCUUGCUCUAUGCUGGUUGGCUGUGGCUGGACUGGGACACGCCCUCCAGUGGGGGCAGGAGGUCUCAGUGGGUCCGGAGCUGGACCGUCUGGGAACAUUUCAGGGACUACUUCCCCCUGAAGCUCAUCAAAACUGUUGAUCUGGAUCCAGCCAAAAAUUAUAUCUUUGGCUUCCAUCCACAUGGUGUGCUGGUGGCGGGUGGUUUUGGGAACUUCUGCACGGAGGCCACAGGUUUUUCCCGUUUGUUUCCUGGUCUCAGGCCUCACCUGCUCAUGCUGCCGUUCUGGUUCCGAGUGCCGUUCUUCAGAGACUACAUCAUGUGUGGAG